This is a messenger RNA of Melanotaenia boesemani (Boeseman's rainbowfish), 2366 nucleotides long. RefSeq names its product solute carrier family 25 member 28 (gene slc25a28). The record is from RefSeq and is a predicted model, not a curated record. Gene Ontology annotation, biological process: iron import into the mitochondrion. Gene Ontology annotation, molecular function: ferrous iron transmembrane transporter activity. The coding region runs from base 163 to 1332 and encodes 389 amino acids. NCBI's taxonomy places the organism in Eukaryota, Metazoa, Chordata, Actinopteri, Atheriniformes, Melanotaeniidae. The transcript is spliced from 4 exons. Gene Ontology annotation, cellular component: mitochondrial membrane.
CUGCUGGGCUUCGGCUAACGAGAGUGGAGGCGGGCAGAGAAAGGUGUUGCAGGGGAAGAAGCUGAGAGACAGCCCCUGGGGAAUGUAAAACUUAGGCCCUGGAAUCACUCACAAGAAGGCGUGUGCGCGAGCUAAAAGACUUAAAGCGUUACCGUGUUUCUCAUGGAAGCUGAUGGAUUUCUGAGGAAGCGUCGGAUGACAGCGGGGACCACAGGCAAUGAUCCCGGGGUUGCAGGAGCCUCUGCUGGUGCAGAAGUUCGAUGGCUGGGGGGCAGAUUCUGGGGAGUUUCUGAAAGUAUCGUGGGAAGCCUGACUCCUCGGAUUGUAGGGGAAGCGGAACUGCAAAGUGUUGAUUUUAUCUGUAGUACUCAAGAUGCACAAACAGAUGACUAUGAACCGGACUAUGAGGCUCUACCACAGGGAGCUUCUACUAGCACCCACAUGUUGGCAGGAGCCGUGGCUGGGAUCAUGGAGCACUGCCUUAUGUUCCCCAUCGAUUGUGUGAAGACUCGAAUGCAGUCUCUCCAGCCCGAACCUGCGGCCCGCUACAGGAAUGUGAUGGAUGCUCUUCGCCGAAUCGUAGCCACAGAGGGGGUCUGGCGUCCGCUGAGGGGCUUAAACGCAACGGCAAUUGGGGCAGGACCUGCUCAUGCCCUUUAUUUUGCCAGCUAUGAGAAACUUAAAAAGACUCUAAGUGAUGUCAUUCAUCCAGGGGCUAACAGUCAUUUGGCUAAUGGAGCAGCUGGUUGCGUGGCCACAUUGCUUCAUGAUGCAGCAAUGAACCCAGCUGAAGUUGUGAAGCAACGCAUGCAGAUGUAUAAUUCGCCCUACCGUGGCGUGUUGGACUGUGUACGCGCCAUUUGGCAGAAAGAGGGCCCUGCAGCAUUCUACCGCAGCUACACCACCCAGCUCACCAUGAACGUGCCCUUUCAGGCGCUCCACUUCAUGACCUAUGAGUACCUUCAGGAGCUGCUCAACCCCCACAGACAGUAUAAUCCCUCAUCCCACAUGUUGUCCGGAGCUUUGGCCGGAGCAGUUGCAGCAGCAGCCACCACACCUCUGGAUGUCUGCAAGACCCUGCUCAACACACAAGAAUUUGUAGCCGUCGGCUCUUCUGGCCAAAGCCAAGGAGCCCACAGACAAAUCUCAGGCUUGGCCCAUGCCUUCCGAACAGUUUAUAGGCUGGGCGGCCUGCGGGGCUUCUUGAAGGGGGUCCAAGCCAGGGUCAUCUACCAGAUGCCCUCCACAGCCAUCAGCUGGUCAGUCUAUGAGUUCUUCAAGUAUGGACUAACCAAGCGCCAGCAUGACAAGAGGAGAACCCAACACAUCUAGCCUGAGAUGUCGAUAUGUCUUUGGUUUAAUCUCCUCUAAUAUUGCUCUGCCCUCGCUGUGAGGAAGAAUUAAUACGCACAUAGAAUCUGACUAAAAUACGCUUCAGUUGCCAUGACCCUCUCAGACAUAGCAGAUAAGAAAGACAUCUUCAAAGGCAGUUUGAGUAAUUCUGUCUCGGCUACAUUGUUCAGGAGUUGAUGUGAUCUCAGUUCUUUUUGUUCUCUCUUACAAGAGAAAACAUUCACCGCAUUAUAAAGUUUGCUAAGCUAGAUGAAACGGAAACCUUUUUUGAAAUGAGGAUUUUGUUCAAACUGAGCACAUAUAAAGAAGUGGAAAAAUUGUCAGCAGGGGGCAGUCCCGUUACUCUGUCAGCUCUUACAGCUUUAUCAGCUUAGCUGUCUUUGCAGAUUUUAAUUUUCACCUAUUGAAAUAAAAUCACAACCGACUCUAGAUCUCACAGAGUACAUCCAGUCCUGAUUUAUUUCCAGCUAAAAGGUAUUUCAUAAGUUUAAAAAGUUUAAAACUUGGUAAAUGUUUUGUUAUUCUAGUACACAAAAAUAUGUAUCAAUGUCCAGAUAAGUUUUAAAAAGUUUAGUCAAACCCAGCUGUUGAUUAACCAGUGAGUUCAUUUAAAUGUCAGCCAAUAGUAUUUGAGCUCAAGGUCAAAGUUUAGAAAGAUGUAAGGGUCCUUUUUGUUUUGCUUGUUUUCUUUUGAUUAUUUCUUUAAUAGAAAUUAAUUUUAAUUUAUUCCCCCCCUUUAUUAAAGUGUUAAAAGAUUGUUACCCAUUAUUUAAUUGGACCGAUAAAAUUUAUUUGUGUUUAAUUUAUUUUUCAUAAUUAUAAAAUAAUGAAUGCCACCCCCCAUCCCCUGUAUUGGAGUCACAGCGGUUUGAUAUCACAAUAUGUAUCUAAACCAACAUUUAAUGCACAUGAAUGGAAGCUGUCGUUCUUACUGAUUGAUGUCUGAUGUCAUUUCUGACACUGAAUUGCACAUGAGGAAUAAACACUUGGCAGCGGAGCUCUGCUCACUGCUC